AUGCCAAUUUUAAGUCACGCUGUGACACAACGACUUUGCUCACUGGGCACAUCAGCAAUAAAGGAUUUCUCUGAAUUAUUUCAUGAGCUAUCUCUUUUAGAUGAAUACGAAGAUUUACACUUUAAAGGGCAGCAAUUUGGAAGGGUAUCUUGUCGUAGUAUUGUUCCGCUGAACUUUUGA
Messenger RNA from Plasmopara halstedii, 180 nucleotides. RefSeq lists its product as uncharacterized. The coding region runs from base 1 to 180 and encodes 59 amino acids. NCBI's taxonomy places the organism in Eukaryota, Oomycota, Peronosporomycetes, Peronosporales, Peronosporaceae. The transcript has 2 exons. The record is from RefSeq and is a predicted model, not a curated record.